AUGACGCAGGCAGAAGGCUUCGACCGUGCGUCAACCGUAGUUCUCAGCGGUUUUCAACCGGAGUACACCGUGGACGAUUGCCGGGCUUUCGCAUCCUGGUUUUCACCGGUUAUACACGUCGAACAGUUGCCAAUUGUUGAUGGCAAAGUGCGUUUUGCUGUAGUGUUCGCGUCAACAGCUCACGUUGAGCAGCUGCUGAAGUACAAAGAGAUAUCGGUAGAAAACGGAGUGGUUGAAGUCACUGCUCCUGAUGAAAGCGAUACCGUAUGGAACUCGGUUGGCGACAUGAUGACGUACGCCACUGCGGUUCCAAUCUUCCAAAUGGCUCAAGAUGGUCUCAACGUGGCGCUCAAUCAACUGUCUUUGAGCUGGGGUGGUUAUCUCGGUCAUUAG
Molecule: messenger RNA, 393 nt
Organism: Babesia bigemina
Lineage: Eukaryota; Apicomplexa; Aconoidasida; Piroplasmida; Babesiidae
Exons: 3
Coding region: 1-393 (130 amino acids)
Source: RefSeq, a predicted model, not a curated record